AUGAUGAAACCUCCUUUAAGGGACCAGGUAAGAGCACUGCUAGGGACAAAGAAGAACAUCAUUGCCAUAAGAGCGAUUGAGGCUGUGGAGGCCCCUGCAGACGAGCUUGCACCUACCCUUGGGGACAGGAAGAACAUCAACCAAUAUGUGUAUUCAACAUAUUAUUACAUGUACAAGAUGGGGCUUAUUGGAAAAGACAGGUUUGAAAGUGCGAAGGAACAUUUUCGAUGCAUGAAGAAUUAUGAAAAGAUGUUUAUAGAUACAGAGAACUCAUAUAUCAUCUCUAGGAUUGAGGCCGAUCGAAGGAGAGACAAGACAGUGAAGAGGGAGUUUAAUAAAGUUAUGGAUACCAAGGAAGAACUGAGAUCCUUGCUUGUAGAGCUCCCAGAGAUCACAGUCGAAGAGGCGCACAGGAUUAAAGACGGGGUUUGCAGUGUGAAAAGCAUAUUCGUGAUUGAUCUUGACCCCAUAUUUGACAUUAGCAGCCUUAGAUGCCAGGCCAAGGAAGAAGCAUCUAGAAGGAUAUCUGAGAUUAGAGAUAUUUUGUUUUGUAUUGAUAGCAGGCAUCCUAGGAUUUGCACUCUUGGAGCCAUAGGAGAAGAGGAGAAGGAUGGAGACAACGAAUUAAUUACACUUAGGAACUUUAAGAGAGACAGGUAUCAGCAUUUUGAAAGAAUCUUUAACGGGCCUGAAAAGUUGAAGUUUACAUGCACACCUCUUUUUUAUAGUAUAGAUAGAUUAUUGAAAAACCGUGUGACACGGUUAUACGAUUCUGUUGUGAAGCUUUACAGGACAAUGCAGACAGUUUACUUUAUAUCUUCACGACCUCUCCCUCAGAUAUUGGCUGAGCUCCUUUUUUUUGAGUACUCAAGCCUGGACAUAAGAGACGUGGUUUCGACAAUGGAUGCUCCCUUUGAUGUCUACAAGGAAAUUCAAAAGAAGGGGAAUAUGAGGGUUGUUGCUGUUGGAAACAGCACCUUUGUCUCCCAGGAGAGUAAGAAUGUUUAUAGGAUAGGAUACGAGAGUUUCCGAAGAAUGGUUGAUGGGAUUCUCCAGAUGGAGAACACUAUGGAAAGAAGUGGCGAGGGUCUUUGA
Encephalitozoon romaleae SJ-2008 is the source of this 1095-nucleotide messenger RNA. RefSeq lists its product as hypothetical. Bases 1 to 1095 code for a protein of 364 amino acids. The record is from RefSeq and is a predicted model, not a curated record. NCBI's taxonomy places the organism in Eukaryota, Fungi, Microsporidia, Unikaryonidae. The transcript has a single exon.